GGAGGCGCAUUCAGCGCAGCCAGCUGCGGGAUUCGGACCGGUCGGAGCUGCGGGUCUCUCUACUGACUCCCUCUCCCCGCUUUGGGCGCUCCCAGCCUGGGUCGUGACGCCGGACCGAGCCGCCAACAUGUCUGCCACCAGUGUUCCCAUCCCAGUCCCCCCACCCCCAGCUCCAUCAUGCCUAUCCUCAAGAACCUCCCUGUGCACCUGAAAGGCGGUGGUCCAGUUCUAGACAACGCCUUGUUUUUCCGCAGGAUGAGUCUCAACAUCACUCCCCACCACAACCCCUUCGAACACGAUGAUGACAAUAUCCAUGGCAAUGGCGGCCAUGAAAGCCACUGGUCGCCUGGAAGCUCGCUGUUGGACGGCGACGUGCCGAGGGACCGCAACCCUUUUGAGGAUGAGGAGGACGAGAACGAGGCCAACGAAGGCAAGAAGGGAAAUGGCAGUGGAGGGUCAGUGAAGGGUUCGUUCAAGUUUAAGUCGCCGCUGAAGAGUCUCGGAAAGCUCGGGAAGAACCUGAGGAUGUCGGGAAAGAGCAAAGAUGGCGACACACCGUCCCCACAAGGGUCGCUGCAGGGAACGCCGUCGCCUUCACAGAAGAAGAAGAGAGGCAGGAGGAGCUCAGAGGGCAGUCUGCUCAGAUUUGCAGGAAAAUACCGUGACACCCUGACCUCCCGCAAGGAAUCCUUCACCAACGGCGAGCUGAACUGCUCGGAGAGCGACUGCGACUCCGUCAGCCGGCGCCUGACCUUCAUGAAGAUGGUGGGCCUGGGGAAGCUGAAGAGGGAGUCCAUCACUGACCGAAUGUCCCAGGGCCCCGAGGACCAGCCGGUGCAGGAGGAAGUGGUGGAGGAGGUCAAACCCAGAGAGCCUCUGUCAGUCUUGGAGAUCCUGCAGCUGGUGAAGAAGCGUGACCUCUUCCUGGCCGACACCCACAUCCUGGAGCUGGAGCAGGAGUGCAACGCCGCCGAGCCCGAGGAUGUCGCAGGCCCCACCGUCAAAGAUGGCGGCCGCAGGAAGGCGAAAGACGUGGAGCUGCUGUACGAGGAGCUGCAGAAGGAGCUGUGGGCCGUGGUCAGGGAGUCGCUCCGGGCCCCGACGGCGGGGCCCAACCUGGGGCUGGUGGUGCAGGUGCUACAGCAGGAAGAGGAAGCAGAUAAAGCCUGGGCCCUCAGCGAGGCGGCGGCCCCUGGGGGCCCCAGGCCUCGCCACCUCAAGCAGAGGUGGAGGGAGGCAGUGGAGGAGGCGGCUGACUCCUCGCUGCCCCAGAGGGCAGAGUUCACGGCUGGAGAGCUGGACAAGUACCUGGACCGGCUCCGAGCCAGGGUAGUGGAGGACCUGGGAGCGGCCAAGAGGAAUGUCGUCUCCAUCUACCCCGAAGACUUCCAGGGCUUCCAGGUGUAUGUGGAGAGCUACCACCAGGCGGUCGCCAGGCGCCUGAAGGUCAUCACCGACAACCAGCUGGAGAUCACAGACAUCUACUCUCUGCUGGACUGGCUGUACAACAUCUACAGCAGAGAUGUUCUUGGGACGGUGUGCAUCACCAGUCCGUUUAACCGCUCCCAGCUGAGUCCUCUGCUGCCUGCAGAGACGGUGGACCGACUGGAGCUGGACUGUCUCAACUCUGUCCGGGCAAAGGUGACCACUGAGCUGAGUCAGGUUCUGGAGGACGAGGAGAAACGGUGGAUGGAGACGCUGCACGUCGAAGAGUACCACAUCACGCUGGCUAAAACCGUCAUCCAGAGGCUGCAGGUAGAUCUGGAGCGGUCGGCGUCCAUCAACAGGAGUCUGGGCUCCCGGGUGGCUCAGUGCAGCCUGAAUGGACUGGCAGACUUCUUGUACAGCUUCCAGCGUAAAGUGGAGAUGUUCCAUGAAGGGAUGCAGAGCGGCAUGUUUGGGGACAACGACGACGGAUACGUGUCCAAAACCAUCGCCAUGGUCAACUGCUGCCCUCCUUUCCGAGGUUUCGUGCAGCGCUGUGCACAGUGUGACCCGUCAGUCAGUGAGGACUCUCUGCGGCGAGCAAACAAGUCUCUGGACCACAUCGUCCAGCAGGGCGUCAGGGUUCUGUCUGAGCGACUCUACCUGCACAUCAGGCUGUUCUUUGAGCGCCUGGUGAAGAGGAAGUGGCUGACCAACACGGAGCCGUACGAUCAGAUUGAAGCUGCCAUCAAGGAGGAUUUUAAGAAAUAUCGCAGGAUGGACAAUCCUCCCUAUGAGCUGCUGGUGGCUGAAGUCCACCGGCGGGUGGUGAUGGAGUACCUCCGCUCCAUCAUGAGGGGCCGGAUCAUCUGCACCUCCAUGAAGAUGAGGAAGAGGAUGGCCGGCCGGCUCCGAGACGAAGGGAGGCAGAUAAAAGCGCUCUUCAAAGACCUGGAGUCUCCGUCCAGCUGGUUGGACGGCGCGCUGUCCCACAUCUCAGAGCUCAUCCAGCUGGAGGACAUCCCGUCCAUCCAGAUGGAGGUGGGAGUCCUGGUCAGGGAGUUUCCAGACGUCAGGAAGAAGCACGUGUCGGCCAUCUUGAACAUCCGCGGGAUGACCCGGCAGGCGGAGCGCCAGGAGAUCCUGAACAUUGUCAAAGACAUCGAGAGCGACGGCGGACCGGGCCCACUGUCCCGGGACCGGGCCCUGUUCGCCGAGGUUCCGGUCACCUCCGAGGUCCACUGCCUGAACGUGGGCCUGAGCCGGAUUGCCCUGACCGCCUCGUCCUGCGUCAGCGCGCUCAGACCGCGCCGCCGCAAAACCAGAACCUCCACGCAGGAGAACCCAGACGACGCUCUGUAACCGGGCUCAGAACCAGCAGAACCCUCACUUUUAUUAUCAACUCCGAUCUGCUGGUCCAGAUGGUCGGAACCGGAGCUGGAGUUAAUGCUGCUUCUGGACCCUGGUCCUGUUCUGGUUCUGACUGAAAUGGAUGUUUUGUUUCCCAAAGCCUCUGAGGUUCUGACCCAGACCGGACCGGACCGGACCUCCUUCUUGAUCAGAACUAACCCGACCCAGUUAAAGAUGAAAACCAGAGGCUGGUUUGAACUGGAAACCAGAAUCAGUGCCAGCAGGACCAGUUGGACCCACUGGUCCUCCUGCAGAACCUCUGAAAAAGAAGCACUUUAUCUGUAACCAGAACCAGGAGAACGGAUCUCUGUGGGACCUGUUCUGGUUCUGACUGAAAUGGACGCUUUGUUUCCCAAAGCCUCUGAGGUUCUGACCCAGAUCCCAGGUCCGGCUCAGAUAGACUCAGAACCUGGAAUCUGGGACUCGAACGGGCGGAUUCAGGAUUUAUAAAGAUAAAAACUGAACGUGCUGAGUCAGCAGACUGCGGAUUGGGUCGGUGUUGGAGAACCCGGUGCCGGACCAGUCAGAUACAAUCACCAGAACGGCAUGAUCUGGUCGGACCUCUGGAUCCCGGAUCGAUUCAAACAGGAAGUGACGGAGUUUUAGCGCCAGACUAAAAAAAAAAUUAGUUACGAAAAUAAAGUUUCUUCACAUUAUUACAACUUUAAUGUUGUUCGGCUUCAUCCUCAUAAUUUAUGUUUUUUCUUAGCCUGGUCGCAGUUAUCCUUCAUUUUUGAAACCAUUGCGUAGAUUUUUUUUCCUCAAUUUUAUCGUCUGUAGUUCCGACCCCUGACCUCUGACCUCUGACCCCAACACACAAACAUUGUCACCAAAAUCCCUUUUAGUGAAAUAUUAAUGAAAAAAUGUGCAAUGCGUCUAAAAAGCAGUAGUGGGCACAUUUCCGCUAAUGUACUAAAAGCAGAGCUAAUUUUAUCUUUUGGCACUUUUGCUAGCUUUGACACAUUUAGCUUCCCCCUUAAUCACAUUUUCCAGAUAAAUUCUAAAGAGCUAAAUCUUUGAUUUAGAAACAUUCAAUUGAAUAAUUUCAACAUCUGUGUGGAAGUUUUGGUUAUCAAAUUCUUCAGUAGUUAGGUGAAGAAGUUUAUGCUCUUAUUUUGAAGUCCGUUUACACAGCAGCUCUAUUUCCUCUCCUAAAAAUCUCCCUUAAAACUUUAAAAACAAGAAACAUACAGGAACAAAAUGAAACAUGGAUAUAAAAACAACUUUAAGGGAGUUUUAGAAUAUGUAUGUAAAUUAUAUUGUUGGUGUUUGUAGCCUUUCAAGGGAAGAUAUUUGAAUUGAAAUUAGCACUUUGGUAUUAGCUCAUGCUAAGCAACAUGUUAGCACAGCGCAUUAGCUUCUUUUAAGUACUGUGUUGGUGAAACGAUUCAGCAGAACUGGUGAUUAUUAUUAACAUUUCAGGCUUAGAGCUUAGUUUCAUGACCUUUUGUGUUUUUUCACCUCUGUAAAACAAAUUAGUUUAAUAAGUGAUUUACAAUUUCACAUCUUAAUCAAGAGGGCUUAAAUAUUAUUUACAAUUAUUGCUAAUAAAAUGUGAUUAAUAUCCUUUGCUGGCUGCCCGGAGUUUUGGUUGACGAUCCCAAGAAACGUCCAGAUAUCCAGAAACUGGAGCGUCAGAGUUUUCCUGAGGCUCACAAGGAAAGAGAAUGAAAAGUUGAAUCUAAUCAAAGGUACUUGAUGUUGAGUUUCUGUAUUUAAAGCAUUAAUUCUAGUGUUGAAGCUUCUGGGUGUGAUGAUGAGGUUUGUUAUGUGUUUUAUUCUUUCAGCUGUUUGAUUCAUGACGUCUGUUCGAUUUAGAUGCAGAGAGAUGAAAAUAACAUUUUAAAUUUAAACGAUUUAGGAGAUUUUCAUGUUUUUAUUGUCGAGCUGAAACAUUCAGAAAGACUGAGCAGCUUCUAGUUUCAUCAACAUUUCUGAGCUGAGACUGAAUUCAGAUUAACGGCACAUUUCUCUGCUGCUAUUACUUUGUGUUGAAUGUUUGGAAUAAAUCGUUUGUCCAGAAAUAAGAUUAACAAGACAAUAAAAUCAGAUUAAAUCAU
Poecilia latipinna (sailfin molly) is the source of this 4895-nucleotide messenger RNA. It is a transcript of the gene exoc3l2b, whose product is annotated as exocyst complex component 3-like 2b. Gene Ontology annotation, cellular component: exocyst. Bases 178 to 2787 code for a protein of 869 amino acids. The record is from RefSeq and is a predicted model, not a curated record. NCBI's taxonomy places the organism in Eukaryota, Metazoa, Chordata, Actinopteri, Cyprinodontiformes, Poeciliidae. Gene Ontology annotation, biological process: exocytosis; exocyst localization. The transcript is spliced from 15 exons. Gene Ontology annotation, molecular function: SNARE binding.